UAAUUUUUUUUUAUUAAUUUUAGUUGAUAUAGUAUUCACUUGUAUAUAUAACUAAACUUAUGGUUAUUGUUUAUUAUCUAAUUAAUAAAAGAGAACAUAGAACUGUAGGUCUAUAUAGUGUAAAUAUAUUAUUAUUUAGAUUUAUUUAUUUUUAAAUAGAAAACCCGGUUCGACCGGUUGAACCGGUCCGACCACUUAACCAGUAGCUUUACCGAGUCGGUAUCCGGUCCGGUUUUAAAAACAUUGCCUAUGACCUUUGUUUCUCUCUUCUCUAUUAAUUUUCUUAAAGCUCUCUGAUUAGCUCAUUAUUGUUAAAGCCUGUUGACCAAUAUUGUGAUUAAUAAUCAAUCAUCAAGAUUCAAGAAAAAAAUCACAUGGGAAGAUCACCUUGUUGCGAGAAGAACGGGCUCAAGAAAGGGCCGUGGACGUCCGAGGAAGACCAGAAGCUCCUUGACUAUAUCAAGAAACAUGGAUAUGGUUACUGGAGAACCCUCCCUAAAAAUGCUGGUUUGCAGAGAUGUGGCAAGAGUUGCCGAUUAAGGUGGACUAACUAUCUCCGACCAGAUAUAAAGCGAGGAAGAUUCUCCUUUGAAGAAGAAGAAACAAUUAUUCAGCUUCAUAGCUUUUUAGGAAACAAGUGGUCUGCUAUUGCGGCGCGUCUGCCUGGAAGAACAGAUAACGAGAUCAAGAAUUUUUGGAACACACAUAUAAGAAAGAAGCUACUUAGAAUGGGGAUUGAUCCGAUGACUCACAGUCCGCGACUCGAUCUCCUCGACAUCUCAUCCAUCUUAGCAUCAUCUCUUUACAAUUCUUCUUCGCGUCAUGUGAACAUGUCAAGACUCAUGAUGGAUGGUCAUCGUCAGCAUCAACAGCAACAACCAUUGGUUAACCCCGAAAUACUCGAGGUAGCUACCUCUCUCUUCUCUCAAAACCAAAACCAAAACUUCGUGAUGGAUCAUGAUUCCAAAACCCAUGAUAACCACACGUCUUAUCAUCAUGAUGUUAACCAAACCGGAGUAAAUCAAUACCAGACCAACCAUCAAGAACUCCAGUAUUGCUUGCCACCAUUCCCCAGCGAAGCUCACAUUAACGAUAUGGAUCAUCACGGAGAACAUACGUUUGCUUUAAACUUGAAUACGUCGGUCCAAGAUUGUGAUAUUCAGUUGUUCAACGACUAUGCAAGCUCUAAUUUUGUAUUAGACCAUUCUUAUCUAGAUCAGAGCUUCAACUUCGCUGAUUCGGUCCUGAACACGCCAUCCUCGAGCCCGACUACGUUAAACUCCAGUGCCACGACUUACAUCAAGAGUAGCAGUUGUAGCAUUGAAGAUGAAAUAGAAAGCUAUUGCAGUAAUUUCAUUAAGUUUGAUAUUCCCGAUUUCCUGGACGUUAAUGGUUUUAUUAUAUGAUUUCAAGAAACUAAAUAAAAUCCAUUAGGAUAUAUAGUUGUUCUUUUCAUGUAUAUUGUAAUUUUAUUGUUUUUAUAUUUCAAAUUUGUUUACAUGUAAAAUACUAUUUUCUCUUGUUUUUUUUUAUUCUUUAGAGUUUAUAUUAAUACUAUAGUAAUGGAGUUUCCAUUAUUGA
Molecule: messenger RNA, 1581 nt
Organism: Brassica napus (rape)
Lineage: Eukaryota; Viridiplantae; Streptophyta; Magnoliopsida; Brassicales; Brassicaceae
Product: transcription factor MYB102-like
Exons: 3
Coding region: 375-1406 (343 amino acids)
Source: RefSeq, a predicted model, not a curated record